AUGACUUCCGAAUACGACAAAUAUGCUACUCCCUUGUCAUCAAGAUACGCAUCUGAAGAGAUGUCUGCUAUUUUUUCCCUCAGGAAUAGAUUCUCCACGUGGCGUAAAUUAUGGUUGAACUUGGCCAAAGCUGAAAAAGAAGUUGGCUUGGAUAUGAUCACCGAUGAAGCAAUUGAGCAAAUGUCGAAGCAUUUGACCAUCACUGACAAGGAAAUUCAAGAUGCUGCUGUUGAAGAAAGUAAAGUGCGUCAUGAUGUUAUGGCUCAUGUUCACAUAUUCGGUGAAACUUGCCCUGCUGCCGCUGGUAUUAUUCAUUUGGGCGCAACUUCGUGUUUUGUUACUGAUAAUGCUGAUUUGAUCUUUUUAAGAGAUGCUUAUGAUAUUUUAAUUCCUAAAUUGGUUAAUGUUAUUGACAGAUUGAGCAAGUUUGCUUUGGAAUACAAGGAUUUGCCAGUUUUGGGAUGGACUCAUUUCCAACCAGCUCAAUUGACUACUGUUGGUAAAAGAGCUACUUUGUGGUUACAGGAAUUGUUGUGGGAUUUAAGAAACUUUGUCAGAGCUAGAAAUGAUAUUGGAUUGAGAGGUGUUAAAGGUACCACUGGUACACAAGCUUCGUUCUUGUCAUUGUUUCAUGGUGACCAUGAAAAAGUUGAAAAAUUGGACAAACGUGUUGUUGAAUUGUUGGGUUUCAAUACUGUUUACCCAGUCACUGGACAAACUUACUCACGUAAGAUUGAUAUUGAUGUAUUGGCACCAUUAGCUAGUUUUGGUGCCACUGCUCAUAAAUUUGCAACUGAUGUUCGAUUAUUGGCCAACUUGAAAGAAAUUGAGGAACCAUUUGAAAAAUCACAAAUUGGAUCCAGUGCCAUGGCUUACAAGCGUAAUCCAAUGAGAUGUGAACGUGUUUGUUCAUUGGCCAGACACUUGGGUGGAUUGUUCAGUGAUGCAGUUCAGACUGCUUCAGUUCAAUGGUUUGAAAGAACUUUGGACGAUUCAGCAAUUAGAAGAAUCAGUUUACCUUCAGCAUUUUUGACUGUUGAUAUCUUGUUAUCAACCAUGUUGAAUAUCACAUCCGGAUUGGUUGUGUAUCCAAAAGUCAUUGAGCGUAGAAUCAAUUCAGAAUUACCAUUUAUGGCUACUGAAAAUAUCAUUAUGGCUAUGGUUGAAAAAGGUGGAUCAAGGCAAGAUUGCCAUGAAGAAAUUAGAGUGUUGUCUCAUCAAGCUUCCGCAGUAGUUAAACAAGAAGGUGGCGAUAAUGACUUGAUUGAACGUGUGAGAAACACAGAAUAUUUCAAACCAAUCUGGGGAGAUUUGGAUGAUUUGUUGAAUCCAAGCACAUUUGUUGGUAGAGCUCCUCAACAAACUGAGAAGUUUGUCAAGCAAGAUGUAGCUGAGGCUUUGAAACCAUUUGAAAAGUACAUUACUGAAGAACAAGUCGCAUUGAAGGUUUAG
This is a messenger RNA of Lodderomyces parapsilosis, 1452 nucleotides long. It is a transcript of the gene ADE13, whose product is annotated as adenylosuccinase. Gene Ontology annotation, cellular component: cytosol. The coding region runs from base 1 to 1452 and encodes 483 amino acids. The record is from RefSeq and is a predicted model, not a curated record. The transcript has a single exon. Gene Ontology annotation, biological process: 'de novo' AMP biosynthetic process. Gene Ontology annotation, molecular function: N6-(1,2-dicarboxyethyl)AMP AMP-lyase (fumarate-forming) activity; (S)-2-(5-amino-1-(5-phospho-D-ribosyl)imidazole-4-carboxamido) succinate lyase (fumarate-forming) activity. Lineage: Eukaryota; Fungi; Ascomycota; Pichiomycetes; Serinales; Debaryomycetaceae.